Phragmites australis (common reed) is the source of this 1593-nucleotide messenger RNA. RefSeq lists its product as uncharacterized. Bases 109 to 1437 code for a protein of 442 amino acids. The transcript has 2 exons. The record is from RefSeq and is a predicted model, not a curated record. Gene Ontology annotation, cellular component: U5 snRNP; U2-type post-spliceosomal complex; U4/U6 x U5 tri-snRNP complex. Lineage: Eukaryota; Viridiplantae; Streptophyta; Magnoliopsida; Poales; Poaceae. Gene Ontology annotation, biological process: generation of catalytic spliceosome for second transesterification step; RNA splicing.
UGCACAACGCAACGCAACACAACACAAGUCGGAGGAGGGCGGCGUCAAAUACACGGACACGGGCUCGUAGCCGCUCCGCCUCUCCCCGAGAAAGCCAAAGCCGGCGCGAUGGAUCUGCUGAAGCGGGAGCUGGAGAAGAAGCGGAAGGCGGCGACGGACGGCUUCGGGGGGAAGAGCUUUGUACGGCGGUCGGAGCUGGAGCAGAAGCAGCUCCAGAACCAGAAGCGCCACCACGACGAGAAGCGCCAACGCCUCGCCAACGCCGGCGCGCCGGCGCCCUCCUUUGAUUCCGCAGACGCAGCCGCCGCCUCCGACCCCAGCAACCCUGACGCCAUAGCCCAGGCCGCGGCUGGGAACCCUAACCCUAGCUCCUCCUCCGCCGCUGCGGCGGUCUCCGUCCCGCCCGCCCUCGCGGCGAAGAAGACUGCGCAGGAGGAGGCGGUGCUCUCCGAGGAGCGCCGCAUCGACGAGAUUGACCUCCCGCGGCACGAGGUGGUGCGGCGCCUCCGCGUGCUGCGCGAGCCCAUCACGCUGUUCGGGGAGGACGACGCCGCCCGCCUCGAGCGCUUCAAGCUCGUGCUCAAGUCCGGUGUGAUUGACGACAUCGACGACCUCGACAUGACCGAGGGCCAGACCAACGACUUCCUCCGCGACAUGAUCGAGAUGCGCAAGCGGCAGAAGGCCGGAAGGGACACCUACGCCAAGGGCAAGGGUAAGCGUGUUGGCGGGGGUGAUGGUGGCGACGGUGGUGCUGCUGGAGAGAGUGUAGAUGACGGGGACGGGGACGGCAGGAGGAGCGGGGAUGAUGCCGAUGCAGACAAGGACUCCAAAAGGAUGAAGACCAAGUUUGAGGAGCUUUGCAAUGAGGACAAGAUUUUGGUGUUCUUCAAGAGGUUGCUUAACGAGUGGAACCAGGAGUUGGAUGAGACGACAGAGCUUGAGAAGCGGACAGCAAAGGGGAAGUCGAUGGUUGCAACGUUCAAGCAGUGCGCGCGGUAUCUCAGUCCCCUGUUUGAGUUCUGCAGGAAGAAGGUUCUUCCUGAUGACAUCCGCCAAGCAUUGCUCGUUAUUGUUGAGUGUUGCAUGAAGCGUGAUUAUUUAGCAGCAAUGGACCAAUAUAUCAAGCUGGCCAUUGGGAACGCACCAUGGCCUAUUGGAGUCACUAUGGUUGGUAUCCACGAGCGUUCUGCCCGAGAAAAGAUCUACACUAAUAGUGUUGCCCACAUCAUGAACGAUGAAACUACUCGCAAGUACCUUCAGUCAAUCAAGAGGCUUAUGACCCUAUGCCAGCGGCGUUAUCCCGCACUACCAUCAAAAUCAGUGGAGUUCAACAGCCUGGCAAAUGGGAGUGACCUGCAAGCGCUUUUAUCAGAGGAGAAUGGUUCCGGCAAAGCUUCUGAGGAAAGGCUCCGGUUGAUGCCAGCGUCAAAAGAGUGAUGCUUUAAUGCACUGGCCUGGAUCACAAAUAGAAUCUGAGAUCUGUGUGUAACGUUAACCCUAAGUUUUUCCUUUCCUGCCGUUUUGUACUGAGAAAGAAAACGACAGCCGAAUCUUAUAUGUAAUCAAAUUGCUUACAGAGAUGUCGGUCCACCA